AUUUCGUUUUUCGAAAGACAAAUGAAAAGUACAACCCAUGGAGACCACCGAGAGCUCGUCGAGGGUGACAAGCUCCGCCCCACCAUGCUCUCACCACCACCACCUGUUGCUGUGUCCUCACCACCACCACCUCUACCAUCACCACCACCAUCACCACCACCGUCACGGCAACAGCUGUAACUUUCGCUGCCAUGCGCACCCUGCUUCUUGCAUCUCUCCUCCUCCUCCUCCGCCGCCUCCUCCUCUUCCCAACGCCGCUCCUCAGACCGGCGCAGAAGCUGCGCCUUAUGUUGCUUUGCCGGCGGAGCUCAAUCCCCUAGAGGUUGACUCUUCCCGUCAGAUGUUAGAGCAGCAGGAUUAUGAGCAGCAAGAGGAGGUUUUUGACACCGAUGAAGAGCCUGUUUUUGUUUUGACCGAUGAAUGGAGGGAGUUCUUCGCGAGGUCCGAAGCAAAGAGGAAGUUAGCCAAGAGGGAGGCUAAGAAGGAAGCCAAGAAGUGAAUGGACUCCUGUUUCGAUAUUCACGAUCUCCACUUUCCUGGUGGAACUUGUAACUGAGUGACAAUCCACCAGCCUGAAAAAUAUUAUCCUGGAGCUACCGAGGAAUUAAGAUGAUUGGGGUCUUGUGUUUGUCGGGCACGUUAGGUUUUCAUGUACUCUGAAACCUUAAGAUUUCAUAAUGAAAAGACAGAUACCAGAGAACAAAACCUUACCAUUAUGUGCUUUGGAGAACUUAUCGGCACGGAAGCUGCAUCUGGGUUUUGGAGGAUAAUGCUUUGGUUGUCAUUUCUCCAUUGAGAAAAUUAAUUCCAAGAUUUCGAUGCCUCGUAUUAGCGUUGCAGAUUCAGUUCAUACAUUAGCACUGACAAGGGAAGCGAGAAAUUGAGAAAACUGACCAAUCAAUUACCCUUAUUCUAUAGGCAGAAUUGCACUUUUGGACGCCAA
Messenger RNA from Syzygium oleosum, 943 nucleotides. RefSeq lists its product as uncharacterized. The transcript is spliced from 3 exons. Lineage: Eukaryota; Viridiplantae; Streptophyta; Magnoliopsida; Myrtales; Myrtaceae. The record is from RefSeq and is a predicted model, not a curated record. The coding region runs from base 38 to 499 and encodes 153 amino acids.